UUAGAUCUACUAAAGGUCAACAAUGAAAAACAGGACCACGUUUACUGAGUUCAUUCUGUUGGGCCUCACAAACCAACCUGAAGUCCAGGUUGUGAUGUUCAUCUUUCUGUUCCUCACCUACAUGCUAAGUGUCCUAGGAAAUCUGACCAUCAUCAUACUCACUCUAGUAGACCCCCACCUCCAGACCCCCAUGUACUUCUUCCUCCGGAAUUUCUCCUUCUUAGAAAUUUCCUUCACGUCCAUUUUUAUUCCCAGAUUUCUGACCAGCAUGACAACAGGAAAUAAAGCCAUCAGCUUUGCUAGAUGCUUGACCCAGUAUUUUUUUGCUAUAUUUCUUGGAGCAACAGAGUUUUACCUCCUGGCUUCUAUGUCCUAUGACCGCUAUGUGGCAAUCUGCAAACCUCUGCAUUACCUGACCAUCAUGAGCAGCAGAGUCUGCCUACAACUCGUGUUCUGCUCCUGGCUGGGGGGAUUCCUAGCUAUCUUCCCCCCAAUCAUCCUGAUGAGCAAGGUGAGUUUCUGUGCGUCCAAUGUGCUGAAUCACUAUUACUGUGACUAUGGGCCCCUCCUGGAUCUUGCCUGCUCAGACACAAGCCUCUUAGAAUUGAUGGUCAUCUUCUUGGCAGUUGUGACUCUAGUGGUUACUCUGGUGCUGGUGACACUUUCUUAUACAUAUAUUAUUAGGACCAUUCUGAGGAUCCCUUCUGCCCAGCAAAGGACAAAGGCUUUUUCCACUUGUUCCUCACACAUGAUUGUCAUUUCCCUGUCUUAUGGCAGCUGCAUGUUUAUGUACAUUAAUCCUUCUGCAAAAGAAGAAGGUGCUUUCAACAAAGGAAUAGCUGUGCUCAUUACUUCAAUUACUCCUUUAUUAAACCCCUUCAUUUACACUCUAAGAAAUCAGCAAGUGAAGCGAGCAUUAAAAGACACCAUCAAAAAGAUAGUGAAGAUUUAAAAACAGAAUACAUUUCAAUGAAAAUAUAUUUCACUUAAUAAAUAUGUAUUGAGUGUCUACUAUUUUUCAGUGGCUGAACUGGCCCU
This is a messenger RNA of Ceratotherium simum simum (southern white rhinoceros), 1038 nucleotides long. Its product is annotated as olfactory receptor 6C4. Gene Ontology annotation, biological process: G protein-coupled receptor signaling pathway. Gene Ontology annotation, cellular component: membrane. The record is from RefSeq and is a predicted model, not a curated record. NCBI's taxonomy places the organism in Eukaryota, Metazoa, Chordata, Mammalia, Perissodactyla, Rhinocerotidae. Gene Ontology annotation, molecular function: olfactory receptor activity; G protein-coupled receptor activity.